Messenger RNA from Perkinsus marinus ATCC 50983, 1641 nucleotides. RefSeq names its product tropomyosin beta chain, putative. Gene Ontology annotation, molecular function: protein binding. The record is from RefSeq and is a predicted model, not a curated record. The transcript is spliced from 15 exons. The coding region runs from base 1 to 1641 and encodes 546 amino acids. NCBI's taxonomy places the organism in Eukaryota, Perkinsozoa, Perkinsida, Perkinsidae.
AUGAACUACGAUCUCUCGGGGGUCGCCUCCUCUAGAGAGAGCACACUCCUCAACAGUAAUGGUCGUACCAUACAAUCACCCAGCCUAGAAGCGAAGACCGCAAGCCGAACUCCUCUCCUUAUAUCUUCUGAGUAUGGGCAUUUGGAAAUCGUGAAGCUGCUACAGUCCAGAUUCGGAGCAAAUGUUGAUGCUCGUGACACUCUCGAGCGCACGGCAUUUCAUCUGUCAUGUUGUUGCCGAGAUCCAGAUGUAUCUAGAUUCAUAAUACAGUUACGUCCAGAGCUGAGGGAAGCUGUGGACAGACAUGGCCGUACAGGCCUCUUCUAUGCUGUUCUCAACAAUGUGAAUGGCAAUGACAGUCGUGCUGGUCUGCAGCGCGCUGAGUGCGGCGCUCCUGGCCAGCUCACAUUUGGAGAUUCGAAGUUCCAUGAUUACAGGGCACGCUUGAUGACGUUGCUGCAGACGAUACAGCAGAAUGGCUUGGAGCAUAUGUACCACGUGAAACGACCUGAUCUCUUCAGCGGCAGCUGGAUGGAGGGAAUUUCCGGAACUGACGAUCUGUUCGCUGAAGAGGGGGAACUGCUGAGGACCAGCUGCAAUGUCAGCGAAGCUCUCAUACGCGUUUGCAACCUGUUGUCGCCGCCAGCGAGCAUGCCGGCUCCGAACUCUGCUGUAACGUCAGAGGACCUUCUUGAGAGGUAUCUGGUCGUCAACUCCGAUGACGUCUCGGGUGGCAAGGGAAGAGGGUCGGCGAAUAGUGACAAAUGUGGGCGCAUCUAUGUGAGUUCACAUACUCGACACUUACUGAAAGGUGAGAAGGGCAAUCGAGAGCGGGAGAGUAUGCAGAUAGUGGAGAAAGAGAGAGACGAUAAGCUACUAGAGUUGAUGCGGCAAAUAAAGGCUGCAGACGAGAAGCUUGGCACAGCAGUAUCGGUUGCUGAAUACACAGCACUACAGGAGGAAGCAGCUGAGCUGAGGGGUUUGAAGACGCAGCUGGAGAUUCAGCUGAUGGACCUGCGCGGCCAAGCAUCGUUUGCCGCUGAGAAGGCGCGGACUAUGACGGAUGAGCUCGAAAAGAGAUGUAGGGAAAAUGGGGAGCUCGCUGUGCAGUUGGCUGCAGCACAAGCGAUGAUUGAUAACAUGGCUGUUGAUGCUGCUAGGAAGCAGACUGUUCAGGAAGGGUGUCGAACUAUGGCUUGGGACUCUGUGGAGGACACUGGCAGGUACGAUAGACUCGAGCGUCAGUUAGUUGUGAUGAAGGGCGAGAAAGGCAAUCUGCUGAGACAAAAUGAGGUUCUUGAGGCGGAAGUUAAGCGCAUGGUAACGAUCGCUGGAGAUGAAAAAAGGGCGGAAGUCGAUAGGGUCGAACAAGAGAACGGGAAAUUACGGCAACGUCUUGGCGAGUUGGAAGAAAAACUCGAACGAUUGGAUAAGGACAAGUCUGAGGAGAUGACCACGGAAGAGCCGAGUGAAUCUGAGAGGAAGAAGGGAGAAGCUGAGCGAGAAAUGAAGACGAAGGACAGGGCGGAGAAGUGGCUGUCAUAUUUGGAUGAUCGAGAUCCCUCUAUCGCUGACAACGCUAUUACCUCGAGAAUAGCCGUGGAGGUCCCUGCUGUAGCAGCACUACUGAAUCUAGUCUAA